CCACCCCCUUGCAUCCGUCCCUGCCCGAGCCGGCCGAGUUCAUAUAAGACGCAGCACCCAUGGCCGAUCCAUUCCCCAGCCCCCUCCCUCUCCUACCCAAAGCUCCACUGGGUUCCGAGUUCCGACUCCAUGCGGCUCUGAAAUCACCCAUACACACUGCACCACCGCUGCGCCCCGGAGCUGCCGCCGUGCUGUGGCUCGGCGUCACCACCACCACGCCGCCUCUCGCGUGCGUCCGCGGCCGCCGCCGCGGUCCCCGUUCUACCUCAUGGCGUCGCGGCUGCCUCCACUCCGACGGCGGUCAUGUACACUGGUUUUUGAGAUAGAGAGGACGAGCUGCCAGGCAGCCGUGCCUUGUGGGCAGGAGGUGUUGGACACCCAUGGAGAGCUCAGACCGAGAGGAUUCUGGCCACGGGGAGCACCGUCGGCGGUGAUUCGUCCAUAGCAAUAAUAUGGUGUUAUCCUGAUUGAGCUUUUCUUCUAGCCAUCACCCCCUCCUCCGUUUUCUUUUCUUGUCACGUUCACUUUGUCCGGGUCUUCUUGACCUUGCAAGACCUUUUCUUGACCUUGUAAGACCCAACAAGGCCACAUUUUCUUCCACGUUCUUCAUCUUCUUAUUCCACCUUCUCUUUCUCGCCAUGUUCCUUUCCACCUCUCUGUCUUUCCUCUUUCUUCCAUCUAUCCCUCCUGAGCUACACCUUUUUAAAAGUUGCAUUUCUUAUAUCCAAAUUAUUAAAAAUAAGUUGAUACAUGGAGUGACAAGUGAGGAGAUUCUACUUCCUUUGUCAUACAUUGUAUUUUUUUAAGUUGUAAAGAGUACAGUUAAUGAGAUACGAAAUCAGGGUAGUUGCUGCUAAUGCUCAUGGAAUGCAUGUGGAGUAGGAGCCUACGUGUAACCGAGUAUGCUUAUGUAUGCCCACUUUGUAAUAAGUUUGCUAUUCGUGCUUGAAUACAAACAUUUUGAUGCUA
Hordeum vulgare subsp. vulgare (domesticated barley) is the source of this 969-nucleotide messenger RNA. RefSeq lists its product as uncharacterized. The transcript is spliced from 2 exons. The record is from RefSeq and is a predicted model, not a curated record. Bases 60 to 326 code for a protein of 88 amino acids. NCBI's taxonomy places the organism in Eukaryota, Viridiplantae, Streptophyta, Magnoliopsida, Poales, Poaceae.